UGAUAGUAGCUAUUGCUUAAUUUGUACAUUUGGUUUGGUUGUAAAAUGAGUCACUAGGUUUGUUUAAACCUUUUGUUAUAUAGUGUGAAUGCGGAAACUUUAACAAAAUAUGAUACAACGCAGGCAAAUACCAAGCCAACUUACGGGGUCCUCCACACACCGCUUUGUUUACAUCCACGUCACCCGGAAAUACAGGUGUCUUCUCUCAAAAUGAUUAGACAGUACUCAGAGCCUCCACUUUUUGGUGAAGACGAUGAUGGCAUUCACACAAGAAAGUCAAAUAUUAAGCAUCCCAUGGUCUCAUUCUUCCACCUGUUUUUUCGGACCAGUGCCAUUCUUGUUUACUUAAUGUGUGAAUUCUUCAGCAGUCGCUUUAUUGUUUGUAUGGUGUCAAUUAUCCUCCUGCUGUCAUGUGAUUUUUGGACUGUCAAGAAUGUGUCUGGGAGACUGCUGGUUGGGCUGCGCUGGUGGAACCAAGUCGAUGAAAAUGGCAAUAGUCACUGGAUAUUUGAGUCACGGAAGCAGACACAAAGUCAGAGCACAAUCUCUGGUGCUGAAUCUCGUAUUUUUUGGCUUGGUCUGACUGUGUGCCCUGUCUUCUGGAUCUUGUUUUUCUUCAGCACUAUCAUCUCUCUUCAAAUUAAAUGGCUGGCCGUGGUAGUCAUGGGUCUGGUUUUACAGUGGGCCAAUUUGUAUGGCUACCUGAGGUGUAAAGUCGGUGGGAGAUCAGAUCUGAAAGAUAUUGCUAAAGGCUACCUGGGAGCUCAGCUUUUUAAACAGGCAAUGAAGACAACAGAGGAACCUUAAGAUGAAAUUUGGUACAGUCAAAUUGUAUUCUUUGCCAUGGGCUUUGUAAACUGAAUAUAUUGCUGGCUUUUGGGGGAUUUAUGGAGGCUACAUGGUGAAAGUGAGAUGUAAUUGCUCUACACACACUGAGCCCAUCUGUUAAUCAUAAAUAUGCCAAACCAAAAACAACUUAAUGCAAUAUUUAUCUGCAUAUUUUUAAAGAACUUAGCUGUUUAGUUUAGUUUGUCCAAUGUUGUCAAUAAAAUCAUAAAAGUUUAA
Molecule: messenger RNA, 1065 nt
Organism: Boleophthalmus pectinirostris (great blue-spotted mudskipper)
Lineage: Eukaryota; Metazoa; Chordata; Actinopteri; Gobiiformes; Gobiidae
Exons: 7
Coding region: 211-807 (198 amino acids)
Biological process (GO): vesicle-mediated transport; protein secretion
Cellular component (GO): Golgi membrane
Source: RefSeq, a predicted model, not a curated record